CUUCGCGCGAGGUUUGCAGCGGGAAGUGGCCUGCAGCGCCGCCGUGUGUAGUCGGUUCUUGGGGCCGGCUGCUGACUGCUUCACUUCCAGUGACUUCUCGGAGCACAUGUGAGGGGAAGCCGCAGCCAUGAGCAGCCGGGUGUGUAAGAGCUGCGGCUGCACCGACAUCGAUGUGGACGCGGCCCGGGGAGAUGCGGUGUGUACGGGCUGCGGGUCGGUGCUGGAGGACAACAUCAUCGUGUCUGAGGUGCUGUUUGUGGAGACCGGAGGCGGCGGCUCCUCAGCGGUGGGACAGUUCGUGUCGUCAGAGGGUCUUGGUAAAUCUUCCACACUUGUUGGGGGAUUUCACACAAAUUUGGGAAAGGAAUCUCGAGCCCAAACUCUACAAAAUGGAAAGAGACAGAUCCAUAAUUUGGGAGUUCAGCUACAGCUCAACAAGCACUGUUUGGACACUGCCUUCAACUUUUUCAAAAUGGCCGUCAGCAAGCACCUGACCCGUGGUAGGAAGAUGACGCAUGUUAUCGCCGCCUGUCUCUACCUGGUCUGCAGGACAGAAGGGACUCCUCAUAUGUUACUUGAUCUCAGCGACCUUCUUCAGGUGAACGUGUAUGUCCUGGGGAAAACCUUUCUUCUGCUGGCCAGAGAGCUCUGCAUUAACGCUCCCGCUAUAGACCCCUGUUUAUAUAUUCCUCGAUUUGCACAUAUGCUAGAGUUUGGAGAUAAGAACCAUGAAGUGUCGAUGACGGCGCUGAGGCUGGUCCAGAGGAUGAAGAGGGACUGGAUGCACACAGGACGGCGGCCGUCUGGGCUUUGUGGUGCCGCUCUCCUGGUCGCAUCCAGAAUGCACGACUUUCGACGAACUAUUAAAGAGGUCAUCAGAGUUGUAAAAGUGUGCGAGUCCACCCUGAGAAAAAGAUUAACAGAAUUUGAAUACACACCAACGAGUCAGUUAACGAUAGAUGAAUUCAUGAAGAUAGAUUUGGAAAAGGAAUGCGAUCCCCCUUCCUUCACAGCAGGUCAGAAGAAGAUCCGGAUACAGCAGCUCGAGCAAGAAUUGUCAAGAAAACUGGACGAUGUGGAAGGAGAAAUCACAUCGUAUCAGGACGAAAUAGAGAAUGAGCUGGAGAGUAGCAGGCCAAAGCCAAAGGGAAUGUACGCUUCUUUCAGCAAAGACGAUGUAGAUGACUCCUCCAGUACGUUGGGAGAUGAUGACCGGGAGGAUGAAGAGUUAGAAGCUGCCGCAAAUCAUCUUAACAAGGAUUUUUACAGUGAAUUGGCUGAGAAGACAAAAUUGCAUAGCUAUGAGCCUACAGUCAAACCUAUCCCUAUAGAGACUCUGCUGGGGCCCCUGCCCACCGCUGCAAGCUUGGGGAUUACAGACUCCAUCAAGGAGUGCAUCGAAACCAAGGGACAGGAGAAAUCAGGUGACAGUGUGGAAGAUGGAGAGCUGGACCUUAAUGGGAUUGACGACAAUGAAAUAGACAGGUAUAUUCUGAAUGAGAAAGAAGCGGAAAUAAAGAAAGAGCUGUGGAUGAGAGAAAACGCUGACUACCUGCGGGAACAAAAGGAAAAGGAAGAGAGAAUUGCAAAAGAAAAGGAGCUGGGUAUUUAUAAGGAACAGAAGCCAAAAAGGUCUUCCAAACGCCGAGCCCCCAUUCAAGCCAGCACAGCUGGAGAAGCCAUUGAGAAGAUGCUGGAGCAGAAGAAAAUCUCCAGUAAAAUUAACUACGAUGUUCUGAGGGAUCUCAACAGCAAAGGUGGCAGCACCCCGAAACACGACGAGGAGGCCAUCACUGAGAGCAAAUUGACACAUAGGAAAACCACCGCCAACAGGAGCCUGACCAGUACCAUCAGCGGCACAAACAAAAGAUUGAAGCCGUUGGUUUCUACGCAACCACCUAAGAAGGCAGCGCUGGACCAGGAGUCAAGCAGCCCUGUGGUAAACGAGUCUGUAGUGGUGGAGAGUGGACCAGUCGCAUAUAACCAUGAGGAAGAAGUAGAGGAAGAAGAGGAGGAGGAAGAUGAGCAUUGUGUCAGCGCACUGCAGAUGCUGGGGGGCAACGAUUACGGCUGUGAGCUGGAUGACGACGAUGGUUAUUGAUUACCGUGGAAUGGAUAACAGCGGAGCUCAUUCUCCAGUGAUCUUGUAAUAUAUGGACUUGUAUCUAUUAUGCUGGUCUGUGAUCAGCACAAUUGCAAAUAAAAUUAAAGUUUUGUAAUAGACUUUACAAAAUUCCGUUUAUUUUGGUCAGUUCUCUUUGGCCUUGGACCCAUUAGUGUUUAUUGGGUUACUAGUACUUGAAAUUUUGUUGUUGUAGCUUUCAUUUUUUUUUAUUGCUGUUAUUAUUAUGUCGGAAUUAUGUUUUGAUAAAUCUGUACUUAGUAUUAAAUCAGUCUAAGCAUGGACCUAAA
Molecule: messenger RNA, 2412 nt
Organism: Bufo gargarizans (Asiatic toad)
Lineage: Eukaryota; Metazoa; Chordata; Amphibia; Anura; Bufonidae
Gene: BRF1
Product: BRF1 RNA polymerase III transcription initiation factor subunit
Exons: 18
Coding region: 128-2101 (657 amino acids)
Biological process (GO): DNA-templated transcription initiation; transcription by RNA polymerase III; transcription preinitiation complex assembly
Cellular component (GO): transcription preinitiation complex; nucleus; transcription factor TFIIIB complex
Molecular function (GO): RNA polymerase III general transcription initiation factor activity; RNA polymerase III type 3 promoter sequence-specific DNA binding; TBP-class protein binding
Source: RefSeq, a predicted model, not a curated record